AUGGCCAUUAAAAAAUACACAAAAGUUUUAAGGUAUGUGGAAGGCUCCAGAGCUGUUGCUGAGGACGCAGAUGGAGCAAAGCUGCAGCCUGUCGCUUUGAGCUGCGUGCUGAAUAUUGGUGCUUGCAAACUGAAGAUGUUUGCUUGGCAGGGCGCAGUCGAUAGCUGUUUGGAGGCCCUUGAAAUAGACCCAUCAAAUACCAAAGCACUGUACCAUAGAGCCCACGGAUGGCAAGGAUUAAAAGAAUAUGAUCAAGCAUUGGCUGAUCUUAAGAAAGCUCAGGAGAUAGCACCAGAAGAUAAAGCUAUCCAGGCAGAAUUGCUGAAAGUCAAGCAAAAGAUAAAGGCGCAGGAAGAUAAAGAGAAGGCAGCUUAUGCAAAAAUGUUUGCUUGA
This is a messenger RNA of Rangifer tarandus platyrhynchus (Svalbard reindeer), 393 nucleotides long. The record is from the annotation of a GenBank genome assembly. Lineage: Eukaryota; Metazoa; Chordata; Mammalia; Artiodactyla; Cervidae.